This is a messenger RNA of Penicillium angulare, 1299 nucleotides long. RefSeq lists its product as uncharacterized. The record is from RefSeq and is a predicted model, not a curated record. NCBI's taxonomy places the organism in Eukaryota, Fungi, Ascomycota, Eurotiomycetes, Eurotiales, Aspergillaceae. Bases 1 to 1299 code for a protein of 432 amino acids. The transcript has a single exon.
AUGACGCCAAGACCUACAUUAAAACAAUUAUGGAGGAAGAAAGCUAUCCAUGAUCGCCUAGUAUGUCAUUUGACGAAUGCCGAUCUAGCUCCGUGCCGUUUGCUUUGUCGGGACCUCGCAGCCGAACUAGCACCGAUUGUCUUCGUAGACACAACAAUAACACUCCGUCGCCGCGCGUUGACCCGACAGUCUCGACUAUUAGCUCUGAAGCGGAUUGGAGCACACAUCCAAACCAUCACCUUCAAGAUCCCACACACCACAGAGACCUUUCCGCCCCCAGUGAUUGACAGGAUCACAGGCACCGAGCAGACAUUCGUCUACAUGUCACAGGGCCACCGGGCGUCCUAUAGACACAACAAAUAUGGAAGCCACAAGACGACAGAUUUGUUGGUGCAGCAAUACCCGCCGUUGUUCCACACUGCCACCGAUAUUGUCGCGUUUGAGCGUGCAUUGUCCUUCAUGCGAGAUAUCCGCCAUCUUCGAAUCUACUGCCGCGGCCAGCCUCCAAGUCAUCGCUAUCGCCGGAGUGUGGUAGAUUAUGCGUUGAUUUCAUUGCGAGUCGCGGUUGAACGUGCCGCCUUGCCCCUACUGGAGAGUCUUUCGUUGCUUUCAGUGCACCCGGCCGCUGCGUUGUAUCUACGGCCGGAUAAGGGAUUUGGUGGAUCCCCUGCUUCUCGUAAGCGAUGGUCACAGAUUCGAAGCCUCACAAUCCACAUGGAUAGUUUCCAGUACCAACCUGGCUUGCCGACCGAUCAUUUCAAAUUGCUUCAUGCAUACCUGCAGAGCUUCUAUGAGCUCAGGAAAUUGGUCUUCCACUGGGUCGGAGAGAAGAAUUUAUCUCCCUUAUCCCUCGCUAGUGAGCCAUAUCUCCAAAGUACAACCAGCAGUAUAGAAUCCACACCCAGCUAUUUGAAUCGGAGUUCAUCACUGCGAGGCUUGCGAUUUCAUCAUCUGGAACAGAUUGAGUUGGCCAACGUGAUCACAGACGCGUCGCAAAUAGCAUCCUUCAUCUCAGUUCACCGCCCUACGCUAAUGGAAUUCAACGUUCUAGAAUCCACCCUCCGUACUGGAACGUGGGAUGACGCAUUGGCCCCAAUGAACCAACUGGGGGCUCAGAGGCAAUGCAAAGAGAACCCACGCCAGAGAAGUCUCGUCGACGUGCCCCUCGUACUCAGUCAACAGCAAUUGCAGCGAGUCAUCUGUGCUGCACAGCAACAGCGAGGAGGGCUACGCGGAUUGAAGAAAGCGCGGGCGCGGGAGCGACUUUGGGGAAAACCCGAGCAUAUGAAGCGGAUGUAG